Tarenaya hassleriana is the source of this 2646-nucleotide messenger RNA. RefSeq names its product U-box domain-containing protein 17-like. The transcript has 2 exons. Gene Ontology annotation, biological process: protein ubiquitination. The record is from RefSeq and is a predicted model, not a curated record. Gene Ontology annotation, molecular function: ubiquitin-protein transferase activity; protein binding. NCBI's taxonomy places the organism in Eukaryota, Viridiplantae, Streptophyta, Magnoliopsida, Brassicales, Cleomaceae. Gene Ontology annotation, cellular component: cytoplasm; nucleus. The coding region runs from base 326 to 2458 and encodes 710 amino acids.
UUUUUCUUGUUUCCCACAGAAACUACACUGCAAAUUCCUAGAGAGAGAAAAAUCGCACCAGCUAAGAGAGAAAGUGCGAGAAAAUUCUGGCCUUUAUUUUUCUCGUCUCCCAAACGCGGAGUUUUCUUCCUCCUCUUUUUCUCUUAUUAAUCCUUUCUCGCUUGUUCUUCUCUUGUGACCCUUCAAACCCAUGAUUUAGAUUUUCCGUUUGACCUUUUUUGGUGUAUUUUCUACGUUUCAUCGAUUCUUUUCUCAUCUGGGCAAAAGACAGCUGAUUCUCCGAGAAAAUCCACCGGAUUUCCUCUUAUCCUCCUCCUGAUUGUCCAUGGCGAGCGCCGCAAUUUUCUCAUCCCUGAAGCGGAGGAGAUCGCCGUCUCUGGAGGCGUUCCUCGCUCCGGUCAACCUCUCCGGCGUCGCUCUCGUCCAAACCCUGGCACUGAUUUCGUCGGAGGUUGUCUCGUGCUUCGGCGGCGUACACUUCUUCUCCCAACGUAGGAACGCUCGUUCACUGAUUCGUAAGAUCGAAGUCUUCGUCGUCCUGUUCGAUUAUCUGUCCGAAUCGGGUCUUGGUCGGGUUCUAUCUCACACGGCGGAGCUAUGUCUGAAGGAGCUCUACCUUCUUCUUUACCGCUCCAAAAUCCUCCUUGACUACUGCUCUCAAUCGAGUAAGCUAUGGCUAUUGCUGCAAAACCCAUCGAUUUCAGGGUAUUUUCAUGAUCUGGGUCAAGAGAUUUCGACUCUUUUGGAUGUUUUCCCCGUUAACGAUCUCGGUUUGAGCGAUGACAUUAGAGAGCAGAUCGAGCUCUUGCAGAAGCAAUCGAGGAACACGAAACUGUGUGUUGAUGGAAACGACGAAGCACUUAGGUAUAGGUUUUACUCCAUUCUCGACGAAUUCGAGAACGGUCGAAUGCCCAAUUCGUCGGAACUGAGAUCGUUCUUCGUAGAGAAACUGGGAAUUGUGGAUUCGAAGAGUUGCAGAGUUGAAAUCGAAUUUCUGGAAGAACAGAUUGCGAAUCAUGACGGCGAUGUUGAGCCUGCGGGAUCGGUGAUUAACGGGUUCGUGGCGAUCACACGUUACUGCAGGUUUUUGCUGUUUGGAUUGGAUGAAGAAGGAUCGGAGUGGAAAAUCGAGAAUCCGAAAAAACCCAGAAAAGGUUUCAUCGUACAGGAGAUUGGGGACACUUUUGUCACGAUUCCAAAGGAUUUUGUCUGCCCUAUCUCUCUUGAUUUGAUGAAGGAUCCUGUAAUUGUUUCGACAGGACAAACCUAUGAUCGAAGCUCCAUUGUUAGGUGGAUUGAAGAAGGACACUGUUCUUGUCCGAAAACCGGGCAAAUGCUCAUGGACUCAUGUAUCAUCCCUAAUCGAGCUCUCAAGAACUUGAUACUGCAAUGGUGUUCGGCCAGUGGCAUAUAUUACGAAUCGGAGAUCACAGAGUCGCCGAACGAGCAUUUUGUCUCGGUUCUUCCCACGAAAGCUGCGAUGGAAGCUAACAAAGCCACUGUAUCGAUCCUAAUCAAGAAUCUGGCAAAUGGAUCGGAAUCCGCUCAGAGAGUAGUUGCUCGGGAAAUACGCCUUCUGGCCAAAACCGGAAAGGAAAACCGUGCGUAUAUUGCAGAGGUUGGGGCAAUUCCGCACUUGUGCAAGCUUCUCAAAUCCAGAAACCCUAUCGUGCAAGAGAAUUCUGUGACAGCGAUGCUGAAUCUAUCCAUCUACGAGAAGAACAAGACUCGGAUCAUGGAGGAAGAGAGCUGUUUAGAGUCGAUAGUCAGCGUUCUCAUCUCAGGUCUGACCACAGAAGCACGGGAAAACGCUGCAGCCACAUUGUUCAGCCUUUCUGCAAUACACAAUUACAAGAAACAGAUAGCGGGUACCGAAGGCUGCGUCCGGGCUUUAGCCUCGCUGCUUCAAAACGGGACACCGAGAGGAAAGAAAGACGCGGUAACGGCAAUGUAUAACUUAUCGACCCAUCUGGAAAACUGCGGAAAUAUGAUUGAAUAUGGAGGGGUAUUAGCCCUAGUGGGGGCAUUGGAGGAAGAGGGAGUUGCAGAGGAAGCAGCAGGAGCUUUGGCUUUAAUGGUGAGGCAACCGUUAGGGGCAGAGGCCAUAGGAAAGGAAGAAUCCGCUGUCUCGAGGCUCGUGGCCGUAAUGAGAUGUGGAACGGCUCGGGGGAAAGAGAAUGCAGUGGCUGCAUUGCUCGGACUCUGCAGGAGCGGUGGUUCUGCGAUGGCAGAGAAGGUUGUGAGGGUUCCAUCUCUCUCGGGUUUGAUCCAAAUGAUUCUAUUCACGGGCACGAAGCGAGCCCGGCGGAAAGCCGCCUCCUUGGCUCGGGUUUUCCAUAGGUGCGAAAACGCAGCUCUGUUAUCGGGAGGAUACGGUAUCGCAGGUAAUGGUAACAGAGAAGGUGGCUUUGCAACUGAUGUAUCAGUUCAAAUGUCCAUAUCCGUACCGGUUUUAUAAUUUUUUUUUUUUUUUUUGGUUUGGUGAUGUCAAUAUAGUUACAUUCAUUCGUUGGGGCAUUUAUGUAUAUACACACAAAAGGCUUAGAGAGAAGAAUGUUUAUGUAUAAAUAUGAUGUAAUUAAGUGAAGAGGUCCAUUUCUAUGCAUUGUAUUUUAUGAGUAUAAUAAAAAUAUAUUAGUUGUAUCA